AUGGAGCCGGCAUUGCGACGAGCAGCCUCCAGCGUCUGCGGACAAUGUUCCGCGACAUUGAGGAGGCAAUUGGUCUCCAACAGCGGUGUCAGAACCGUUUCCAGAAUCGCAUCAGCCCACUCGACGAGGGGUCUACAUUCCACCGUUCCGAGGAAAUCAAAGGCGAAUAAUGCGACGAGGCAAUUCUCUUCAACGACCAAAGUCUCUAGCGAGGCAGCGGCUGCUAAGCCCGCGAGCACCGAGACGGCAACCCGGAAGCUUCGUUCGGACGAUCUUUUCCACUCCUUCACGAAUUCGCCCAUUCCCGAGAUCCGGCGUCGAGCGGCCUUCAUGAGACAACAUGCGUACUGCCCGCACCCAGACCACAGAGCAACUCGCGUACCCACGAUUGCACCGCAGGGCGAGGAGCACACACAUCAGACUGGAAACCUUGCGCCGGCGCAUGUUGACUUCGAAUGCCCCGACUGUGGAGUUCCUGUUUACUGCGGCAAGGAGCACUGGAUGGAUAAUUACGAGGCACACCUUGAGAUCUGCGAUACUUUGAAGGAGAUCAAUGAGGAUGACCAUGAUCUGCGGUCUGGCCGUGCUUUCCCAGAGUUCGUCAUGGCCGACGACCAAAUGCCGGAGGCCGUUGUCAACAUGACCAACUGGGAUACGUUCAUGUACAGCCGAGAGUUCGAGGCUAUCAACGACGAGCGUAGCAUGAGGCAGGUCACGAAGAUGCUUACGUACCCCAUUACUAUUGGCAGCAUUCUGCAUGAGCUUAGCCCGUACAGCGUAAAGCAGGGCGAAAGGCUCACAAGCGAGGGUUUGAAGAGUUUGAGUGGAAAGGGAACAGAUAUGAAGGACCUUCGUCCUGAGGCGCCGCCUGUGAGAGUGUUCUGCUUGGGCGCUCGCGCCGAGUCGUCGCUUCCGAGAAACGUCUGGCUUCAGCUGGCGCAUCUAUUCCCCGAGAGCAAGAUUCACCUCAUUUUCAUCGGCCCUGAAAGUAUGGCGAACAGGGAUGACGAAUUCCCGCUACCCCCCAGAACACCCGAGAACCCUUUCGGCAUGGUGAUUGAAGACCGGAUAUCUCACAAGCUGAAGAUCAGCACUAUUGUGGACUACUAUCAUACGAUCCACAAGACGGGAUACUUUGCGCCAUAUGACCCAUACUUUGACUGCUUCUGCCUUUUCCACCCCGGCCUGGGUCACCCGGCGAGCAGCCAUGAAUGGUCCGAGACUCUGCCGAUGCUUCUUGAGACGAAGCUUCCCAUCAUUGCCACGGGAUACACCCAGUUCGACAUGGAGAGAGACAUUGAGUGGGUUCGUAAGACUGCCGCUGGCGAGUUCGAUAUCCUUUUGGAGCCCGGCGAGAACCGUUUCCGCAGUCUGAGGUGGGAUCUCAACGACCUCGACCCUCAGGACGUCAGCUGCGGAAACUGGGGAGUCUGGGCAUUCCGUGGAAAGAGGUAUGAAACGGCGACCAAGGAUCUCUGA
Colletotrichum chrysophilum is the source of this 1479-nucleotide messenger RNA. RefSeq lists its product as uncharacterized. Gene Ontology annotation, biological process: mitochondrial respiratory chain complex IV assembly. The transcript has 3 exons. The coding region runs from base 1 to 1479 and encodes 492 amino acids. The record is from RefSeq and is a predicted model, not a curated record. Lineage: Eukaryota; Fungi; Ascomycota; Sordariomycetes; Glomerellales; Glomerellaceae. Gene Ontology annotation, cellular component: extrinsic component of mitochondrial inner membrane.